Molecule: messenger RNA, 243 nt
Organism: Rodentolepis nana
Lineage: Eukaryota; Metazoa; Platyhelminthes; Cestoda; Cyclophyllidea; Hymenolepididae
Source: the annotation of a GenBank genome assembly
AUGGACCGGCCGAUGUCUUUCCACACAAUGAAGGCCUUAAUCAGGAGAGAAUUCCAGACCUCAAGGUUCAACGAACUCAAAGCUGGAACAAAGGAGAAUAGUGGACAGUGGCACUCUCCGACAUACCCGACUGGCCAAGAAUCGAAGCCGUUGCUGAGUUUAGACUACGUACCGGACACGAUUGCUUGGCAAAACACCUUCACAGAUUGGGAGUAUACACUCAACCCAAAUGCCCUCUAUUAA